CGCGUGAGGUCGCUUUCAUUGGUUCUUUAGUAACCUUACGUAUUUUAGCUGGGAAGUGUGGUUGCACCGUAUAAGAUCUGGCUGAAAGGCCUCAUCACAACUCAAGGUCACAGAAAUUACAUAUGUUUCUUGGGGAGGCAGCUGCAUAGUCCGCUGUACUUCUGCACUGCGGUUUUACCCAGAUUCUGUUAUAAUUCUGCUUAACAACUCUGUUUGGACACCACAUAUCGAUUAAAAUUGUUUUGCAGGUUUCUAUAAUUCAAUAGCUGUCUUGGAGCCAUGGAGAUGCCAUCAUAUUACUCCAAGCUCCUUGGAGAGUUGAAUGAGCAGCGGAAAAGAGAUUUCUUUUGCGACUGCAGCAUCAUUGUGGAAGGUCGAAUAUUUAAAGCCCAUAGAAAUGUUCUGUUUGCCAACAGUGGGUAUUUCCGGGCAAUGCUAGUCCACUAUAUUCAAGACAGUGGAAGACACAGCACAGCUUCCUUAGACAUUGUUACAUCUGAGGCCUUUUCAACCAUCUUGGAUUUCCUAUACUCAGGAAAGCUAAACCUGUGUGGGGAGAAUGUCAUUGAAGUUAUGAGUGCGGCAAGCUACCUCCAGAUGACUGACGUGGUUAACUUCUGUAAGGCAUACAUACGAUCUUCACUUGACAUCUGCAGGAAAAUAGAAAGGGAGAGUUCCUUUGGACAAGCUGAUAGCGGUAGUGAUGGUCCAAGCAGUGGAAGAGGUGCAGUUCAAUCGGGGCCAGAGAAAACAGCUCAGGAAGAUUGUCAGAAGGAUCCCCCAUGUGGGGACUGUAGUAGCUGCAACUCUGUAGAAAUGGUGGCAAAGAAUCCUACGAGUGUCGCCUCCCCUGGAGAAAAAAGUCCUACUAAAGUAAUGGAACCCAAAGAAGAGUUUGACUCUGAUGUGGUGGAAGUAACAGAAGGUCAACCAUAUCCAAUGCAGCAAGGUCUGGAGCAAGGAGAAGAAAGUCCACAAGGCGGCCCUGGAAUGGACAUAUCAUGUAAUAAUUAUCACAUGAAGCAAUUUUUAGAGGCACUUUUGCGUAAUAGCUCCUCCCAGAGGAAAGAGGACAGCGUACAUCAUUUUCCUCGUGACUUUGAGUCCCGGCAAGAAGAAGCAAGUGUCCCAAUGAGCUCCAUGAUGGAUAUUCAAGGUGACUGGUAUGGUGAGGAUACAGGGGAUGUUUUAGUUGUACCAAUCAAACUACACAAGUGCCCUUUCUGUCCAUAUACGGCCAAGCAAAAGGGCAUUUUGAAGCGUCACAUUCGUUCGCACACAGGAGAGCGUCCAUAUCCUUGUGAAAUUUGUGGAAAAAGGUUUACACGUCAGGAGCACCUGCGCAGUCAUUCACUUACAGUUCAUCGCUCCAACCGUCCCAUUAUCUGUAAAGGUUGUCGUCGUACUUUUACAAGCAGUUUGUCUCCUGGUUUAAGGCGUUUUGGCUUGUGUGACAGUUGUACAUGUGUCACGACUACAAAUGAUGACUCGCAGCACCAAAGCCACGCAGAGGCUGCAUCAGAGAGCAUGGACAAGGACGAGGGGGAUGGAGACUGGCCAAUAUACAUUGAGUCUGGUGAUGAAAAUGAUGUGGCUGGUGAUGAUGAGGAUGUUGAAGAUAAAGAACAAAUACACAGGGAGGUACUCAUGUGA
This is a messenger RNA of Hyla sarda, 1653 nucleotides long. RefSeq names its product zinc finger and BTB domain containing 8B (gene ZBTB8B). Lineage: Eukaryota; Metazoa; Chordata; Amphibia; Anura; Hylidae. The transcript has 5 exons. Gene Ontology annotation, biological process: regulation of transcription by RNA polymerase II. Bases 280 to 1653 code for a protein of 457 amino acids. The record is from RefSeq and is a predicted model, not a curated record. Gene Ontology annotation, molecular function: RNA polymerase II cis-regulatory region sequence-specific DNA binding; protein binding; DNA-binding transcription factor activity, RNA polymerase II-specific.